Messenger RNA from Phaeoacremonium minimum UCRPA7, 639 nucleotides. Its product is annotated as putative clavaminate synthase-like protein. The record is from RefSeq and is a predicted model, not a curated record. The transcript has 3 exons. Bases 1 to 639 code for a protein of 212 amino acids. Gene Ontology annotation, molecular function: dioxygenase activity. NCBI's taxonomy places the organism in Eukaryota, Fungi, Ascomycota, Sordariomycetes, Togniniales, Togniniaceae.
AUGGGCAUGAACCAGUGGCCUUCGAAACCGGAUGGCUUCAGGUCGACCUCGGAUGAGUAUGUAGACAGACUGGAGUCACUUGGAAAGUCUGUCAUGCAGGCGAUGGCACUUGCCAUGGAAGUAGACGAAAGCAUAUUCCUGGAUCGCAUCGAUAAAGCGUUCUGGAAUCUGCGUAUACUGGGCUAUGAAGGUCGAAAGUCCAAGACUCCUGCUCCGGCAGGCAUUGGAGAGCAUACCGACUUCGGAAUUUUGACAUUCCUCCUGACCGACCCGACCAAGAACUCUCUCCAGGUACUCAGCAAGACAGGAGAAUGGAUCUAUGCCGACCCCAUCGAAGGUUGCUACCUCUGCAACAUUGGCGACAUGUUAGCUGAAUGGACUCGAGGCGCGUAUAAGUCUACGCUACACCGCGUCUGCCACACCUCGGAAUCGCUGCGUAUUUCGGUGCCCUUCUUCUUUGACCCGAACUGGGAUGCCUUUAUCGCGCCCGUUCUCCCCGCAGCUGAGACCUCUAUCGAGGAUGAUAAGUACAAGGGAAUUCGUUAUAUGGACAAGUUCAUCCAGUCUGUAGAGCGGCCUUUGUGGCGGGAUCCUCUCGUAGCGCCCUCUGAAGCAUUGCCACUCCAGGGCUUCAGUUGA